Molecule: messenger RNA, 4305 nt
Organism: Brenthis ino (lesser marbled fritillary)
Lineage: Eukaryota; Metazoa; Arthropoda; Insecta; Lepidoptera; Nymphalidae
Source: the annotation of a GenBank genome assembly
AUGGAGCACAUAUAUUUUGUAGGCGUUGACGUUGGCUCUGGCAGUGCACGGGCAGCAUUAGUUGAUCAAAAGGGACAUAUUAAAAAGACAUCAGUUAAAAACUUACAAACAUGGAAACCUAAACCCGAUUACUAUGAACAAUCUUCUAAUGAUAUAUGGAAAUGCUGUGAAUAUGUUAUAAAGGAUGUUGUUCAUAACAUUAGCCCGACAAAUAUAAUAGGUAUAGGGUUUGAUGCAACCUGCUCUCUUGUGGCAUUGGAUAAAAAUGGCAAUCCAAAAGCAGUUAGUAACUCGGACAAUGAUGAGCAGAAUGUCAUUAUGUGGAUGGACCAUCGAGCACAAACAGAGGCAGAUUUUAUUAAUAAAACUGGACAUGAAAUUCUGAAAUAUGUAGGUGGCAAAGUAAGUUUAGAAAUGGAAAUGCCAAAACUUCUUUGGCUAAAGAAAAAUUUACCAAACAGCUGGCCAGAAUAUGGUUUCUUUUUCGAUCUUCCCGAUUUUUUAACUUGGAAAGCAACAGGUUCAUUAAGUCGUUCCUUAUGUUCAUUGGUAUGUAAAUGGAAUUAUGAAUGUUCAACAGAUGGUAAGCAUAGGUGGAAUUUAGAUUUUCUUAAAACAAUCGGCCUUGAUGAUUUAUGUAAUGAUGACUUUAUUAAAAUUGGCAAGAGAGUAUUAAUGCCUGGGGAUUAUUGUGGAGGACUGUCUAAUGAAGCUGCUAAGUCACUUGGUUUAUUACCUGGUACAGCGGUUGCUGCCUCAAUAAUAGAUGCUCAUGCGGGUGGUGUGGGAAUGAUUGGAGCAAAAGGGAAAGGCAUUGAUGAUAAUAUGUCGACUAGAUUAAGCUUAAUAUGUGGUACUUCCACUUGUCAUAUGGCUAUCAGCACAAGACCUAUUAUGGUUAAAGGUGUUUGGGGUCCAUAUUUCAGUGCUAUGGUUCCUAAUAUGUGGCUAAAUGAAGCAGGUCAAAGUGCAUCAGGAAUGCUAUUGGACCAUAUUAUUACAAGCCAUCCAGCUGGUGCAAAGUUAUUGAAUAUUUAUAGUACUGGAGAAGUCAGGGCUCAUUUACGAUCAUUGUUAACAAAAAUGGCAAAUGAUCAAGGUAUACAUGAUGUAAGUUUGCUGUCUAAGGACUUCCAUGUAUGGCCUGAUUUUCAUGGUAAUCGCUCUCCGCUAGCUGAUCCCACUAUGAAAGGAACAAUUGUUGGCUUGACUGUUAGUAAUAGUGAAGAAAAUUUGGCCAUUCUCUAUCUUGCUACUAUGCAAGCACUUUCGUAUGGAACAAGACAUAUUAUAGAAGCAUUAAUGAAAGAGGGUUAUACACCAUUUAAAUCUUUACUCAUCUGUGGAGGUAUAACAAAAGAUCCCUUAUUCAUCCAGAUACAAGCUGAUUCAGUAGGUUUGCCUGUGUUAAAGCCACUUGAAAAAGAAUCGGUGUUAGUUGGAGCAGGCAUUUUAGGGGCUUGUGCUUCACGAUAUUAUAAUAAUGUACACGCAGCUAUAGAAAAUAUGGGAGGUAUAGCAGAAAUUUACCCUAAAAUCCAUAUUAUCGAAAUUGUCAAUAUUGACAAGCAGAUCAAGAUGUCUAAACGUACAGCAGAUGAUGGAAGCAAUGGCAGCAGCCAACCGCCGAUUAAAAAGGUUCACUUUGAACCGCACUUAAUUGGUCCAGUAUCUACUCUUGAAGAAAUGGACAUAAAAGUCCUUCAAUUCCAAAAUAAAAAGUUAGCUCAGAGGAUUGAACAACGUCACAGAUGUGAAGCAGAAUUGCGUGCUAGGAUUGAACAACUAGAGAAAAGACAAACCCAAGAUGACGCUGUAUUGUGUGUAGUCAAUAGAUACUGGAACUUGUUGAAUGAGGAUAUCAGAGUGUUAUUGCAACGCUUUGAUGCUGAAACUGCUGAUGAAUCAGAAAAUAAAAAUGAGAAUGAAGCAACAACUUCAUUUCUAAUGCAGCUCUCCACUUGGGAUAAAGAGGAACUAGAUGCCCAACUUGCUAACAGAGUGCAAGUGAGUAAGCGAGCAGUGGCCAAAGUUUUACAAGCAUUCGAUAGAUUACAGCAAAGAAAUGACAAGAUCUGGAGAGCUAUUAAAGGAGAAGGAGAAGAGGGCAAUCCGGCUCCAUCACUAGAUGAAGUGAUCCGUGGUACAAACUCUGAAGUGACAGCAGAGAACAGACGGCUUCAAGCUUUAUGUACAACAUUGCAUGAGAGCCACCACGCUAUGACGCUGCGAGUUGCACAGUUACAAGAUGCCGUUAACAGCCGGGAUACGGAAAAUGCUGAACUUAAAAACCAAAUUGAUGAUCUCCAAUAUGAACUUCUAAAGGUCCGAUCCAGGAAUGAUAAACUAGAAAACCAUUUAGCCGAAGCUAUAGAAAAGUUGAAGAGCUAUCAUCAGUCGGGGGGAGCGAGUGCCGGACCCUCAACAAGCACAGCCUGCCCCCCACAUUCCGCUGCCAGCGCUAAGUUAGAAGAUGUUGCAGCAGAAUUGGAAGAACAAAGAGAACUUGCCAAUAAUAGACUCGCUGAACUAGACCGCUUACACAGACAGCAUAGAGACACAUUGAAGGAAUUGGAAAAGCUCAAAAUGGAUAUCCGUCAACUACCCGAGUCUGUCAUAGUGGAAACAACAGAGUACAAAUGCCUUCAAAGCCAGUUCUCAGUGCUAUACAAUGAGUCCAUGCAGAUGAAGACUGCGCUAGACGAGACAAGGCUUCAACUUCAAAGUGCUAAGAACUUGCACAUGAGACAGAUUGAAAUGAUGGAGAGUGAAGAGUUAGCAAGACAGAAAGCACUACGAGCUGAGAUGAUACAGUUAGAAGAUGUACUCGGUCAACUGCGCAAAGAGUACGAGAUGCUGCGGAUAGAGUUUGAACAGAAUCUCGCUGCUAAUGAACAAACUGGACCGAUCAACAGGGAGAUGAGGCAUCUGAUAACGUCCCUACAGAAUCACAACCAACAGUUGAAGGGAGAAGUGCAUCGGUACAAGAGAAAAUACAAGGACACUAGUCAAGAAUUAAAUAAGAUACGCAAAGAGUUGGAGGAGGCGAGUUCGCGCGGCGUGAGCGCAGAGCAGCCGGACGAGAAGCCGCUCGUCGUCAAGAAGGAGGAGCCCGACCCCGAGGGCGAGGAGGGCGGCAGCGGCGCGUGCGGCGAGCUGAAGGGCAAGGAGCACGGCCGCCUCAAGCUGCAGGAGCAGGACCAGCUCAUUAAGGACCUGAAGCAGCAGAUCAAAAAGGCGGUGAACGAGCAGAAGGAGCUGAAGCUGCUGCUGGACAUGUACAAGGGCGUGGGCAAGGAGCAGCGCGACAAGGUGCAGCUGAUGGCGGCCGAGCGCAAGGCGCGCCAGGAGCUGGAGGACCACCGGCAGAAGGCCAAGAUGGCGCAGGAAAGCAAGCGUGAAAGGCGGCUUGCAGAUGAAGAUGCGUUGAGAAAAAUAAAGCAACUGGAGGAACAAAAAUAUGAACUGCAGAAGCAGUUGUCGUGUGCGAGACCCAAUGCUGACCCUCUCCAUGCUUUCUCCAGGCCAUUUGCUGGUUCACAGGAAGAAGAAGCCCUGCUGAACGAGAUGGAGGUGACGGGACAGGCGUUCGAGGAUAUGCAGGAACAGAACUCACGGCUCAUACAGCAGUUGCGGGAGAAGGAUGACGCCAAUUUCAAGCUCAUGUCGGAACGCAUCAAGGCCAACUCUCUACACAAACUGCUGAGGGAAGAGAAGCAGCUGUUGCAGGAACAGGUGGUGACCCGAGACCAGCAGAUCGAGUCUAUGGGGCUGGUGGCGCGCCGCCUGGAGGAGAAGGAGCGGCUGCUGCAGAACACGCUGUCCGCCGUGGAGAAGGAGCUGCUGCUGCGCCAGCAGGCCAUGGAGAUGCACAAGCGCAAGGCCAUCGAGUCGGCGCAGAGCGCCGCCGACCUCAAGCUGCAUCUCGAAAAGUACCACGCGCAAAUGAAGGAAGCUCAACAAGUGGUGGCGGAGAAGACCAGCGCGCUCGAGGCCGAGGCGUACAAGACGAAACGGUUACAUGAGGAGUUAGCGGUCCUUCGGCGUAAAGCAGAACGUAUGAAGAAGAUGGAGCAGGCCGGCAGCAGCAUGGACGAAGUGCUGCUGGAGGAGAUACGCGAGUACAAGGAAACACUCACUUGCCCCUCAUGCAAGGUGAAACGCAAAGACGCAGUGCUAACAAAGUGUUUCCACGUGUUCUGCUGGGACUGUCUGCGCACGCGCUACGAGACUCGCCAGCGCAAGUGUCCCAAGUGCAACGCGGCCUUCGGCGCCAACGACUACCACCGCCUCUACCUCUCCACA